This is a messenger RNA of Coregonus clupeaformis (lake whitefish), 4339 nucleotides long. RefSeq names its product diphosphoinositol polyphosphate phosphohydrolase 1. Bases 343 to 897 code for a protein of 184 amino acids. Gene Ontology annotation, molecular function: diphosphoinositol-polyphosphate diphosphatase activity; endopolyphosphatase activity; bis(5'-adenosyl)-pentaphosphatase activity. Gene Ontology annotation, biological process: diadenosine hexaphosphate catabolic process; adenosine 5'-(hexahydrogen pentaphosphate) catabolic process; diphosphoinositol polyphosphate metabolic process. NCBI's taxonomy places the organism in Eukaryota, Metazoa, Chordata, Actinopteri, Salmoniformes, Salmonidae. The transcript is spliced from 5 exons. The record is from RefSeq and is a predicted model, not a curated record. Gene Ontology annotation, cellular component: nucleus; cytoplasm.
UGUACACAUCAUUGGGUAAGACUAGAGAUCAACCAGACAGUUGGGUAAGACUAGAGAUCAACCAGACAGAUCAAGAUUGCGUUUAUAGUUUCAUACUCUCAUUCUCAAAGAUUGAAACGUGAAUACCGAUAUGUGUAGGCUACGGUUGACUAUUCUAUCUCCGGUGGUGCGUAAUUUACGCAGUUUAUAAUGGCGUCUGUGCAAGAGAUGCGCCCCGGUCUUGAAAAAUGAAGCGGAGAAGAAGUCUGUUGUAGAAAUUGAUAGCCUUUUACACGGGUUCCCUCAGUGGGCUGCGACCUUCUUCCUGAGAUUCUGGUUCACUUUUUAUUUUUUUACCACAACAUGAUGAAGAUCAAAUCGAAUCAAACGCGGACAUAUGACGGGGAUGGCUACAAGAAACGCGCCGCCUGUCUGUGCUUCAAGAACGAGAGUGAGGAGGAGGUGUUGUUGGUGAGUAGUAGCCGGACUCAAGACAAGUGGAUUGUCCCUGGUGGAGGGAUGGAGCCGGAGGAAGAGCCCAAUGUGGCUGCUGUUCGAGAGGUGUAUGAAGAGGCUGGUGUCAAGGGGACAUUGGGGCGACUACUAGGGAUUUUCGAGAACACAGACAGGAAGCACAGAACAUAUGUCUAUGUCCUAAUCGUUACAGAGAUGUUAGAAGACUGGGAGGACUCGGUGAAUAUUGGUACGUUAAAUAUUGGGAGAAAAAGGGAAUGGUUUAAGACAGAUGAUGCCAGCGGAGUGCUGCAGUGCCACAAGCCUGUGCAGGCCUCGUACUUUGAGGCCCUACAACAGAGCUGCCUGAGCAGCAACAUGAUGCCCCUGGUGACCACGAUAGGGGGAGGAGAGCACUCUCCUACCUACAACAUCAACCAUAACUCUAGAUCGAGUAUAAGAUAACUAAAACACAUAAACUCCUGGAGACUUCUCCACAUCUUUUACCCGCUUCCUUUUCUUACUUAAUCCUGCUCCUCCUACUACUGCUUAUUUUUUAAACUUCAAAAUAUCAACAGAAAUGUUUGCCAUGCCAGCCUUUUUUGUGGUGCCAGAGUGGAGGUACAGACUUGAAGUGUUGGGUGAAGAAGAUAUAAUACUUUGUAAUUUGAAUGUUUUUUUCUUGCUUUUUAUGAAUAAUUGCAUGAGAUGUUCCCAAACUCUUCCUCCUUUUCCUCUUUACCUCGGUCCCUCAUUCCGCUCUGUCAUAAAUGUGAGGUUUGUUGAAUGCAACUCUCUGCUGUGGUGAUGUAAAGUAUUGGUAUGCUAUGUGUUUACCGAAGAAGACAGGCUUUUAAGGAUCUUGUCAUGGUUUGCUAACACUUUACUUGAAGUUGCAACAACCCUUUAUAUGUCAGUCAUAAGAAUGACAUAACCUCUCACCAUGUACGGUGACAGAUCAUUAGUCUAAGAGUUAAGAGUUAUACAGUAUGACAGUCUUUUUCAGCAUGACAUUUUCUGUAGUUUAUUUUUUUUUCAUAUCUUUCCUAAUCGUCUAACAAUGCAUUUAUUUGGUUAAUGGUUAGAUGGGCUUGUUGGAAAGGUUCCUGUUUUGUAUGCGUGGUAAAGAUACAUGGGUGUGUCUUGUGUGAUGCAAUCUGUAGGAAUGGAAUUAUCUGGUACAAAACAGGCUCCUUUUGUCUUACAUUGUGAAGAUAGCACAAGCUUUGAUGAUUUGAGUGAGAAGCUUUGAUAAGGGGGCUGACAAAAAAAAAACACUCCUAUAGUAGCUUUGGCUUUUGUUAUCACACUAGGGAACAUCUAACCAGAAAAUUGAAAUGUAAAUAAUCUGCUGUCUCACGUCUUAUUGUCAGUCUAUUUCAGUCUAGACUAUGAAGAUAAUAUAUUGAUUGGUUUUAUAAUUAAAUGACCGGAAAGACAGAGAAUUAUGCAUGUUAUCUGAUCCUCAGGGGAAAGGAACAAGAACCCAGACUAGCUUUUGGUGCAGGAGACGUGCUCUUGCAGAGUUUUUUAAUCAGGUUGUGCAUCAGGAGGUAGGGAGUAAUGUCAUUAGGUGUUGUUUAUUGUGCUUGAAUAGUAAGGCUAUUUUAAAAUGGCACUUGGAAGAUUAUGCCACUGCUGGAUAACGUGUGUGUCAUACUCUGGACCCCACUCAAAUUGAUGUCUUCAUGGUUUCCACUUGAUAAUUCUAUAUCCAUUUACUUAGUUGUUUAUAUUCAUAUUUAUUUUCUAAUGGUAUGAUGGUGAUUGAUUGCAGAUGACGGACGUUUUUCAGUCUGUACUAAUAACCUCUCAGUGUGUGUAUUGAUGUGUUUAAGGUGAGGGCUGUUGAUUGAUUGGUGUGUGUGAUGCAGGAAGGAAGAGAUGUUGCACAACAGGAGAUGCAACGCCAAGGUAAAUCACCUGCACGUUUGGUGAGGACAAAUUUACACUCAUGUGAAUCCAUAAAUUCUGAAUUGUAUUCCUAACAAAUGUUUACAUUGUGAUAUAAUUCUGCAUUUUCCCUUAAAUGAACACUGGACUUUUCUUGUUUUUAUGUUAGCUAGAUUUGUUUUGUUAGGUUUUUGUUGUUUCUUGAAAGGCACUUUUAAAUAGGUAUUAAUAUAUUAUUUGUCUACUGUAGGUAUGUUCAUCAUUGGUUGUUCAAAUUUAUAAUUUUAAAUCAAUCAAAUGGCAUUCAUCUGAUGAAUGGAUGGAUGCUGAUGAAAGUCUCAGAACCAUAGUGAUUCUGGCCCUGUCAAGACUUGUGAACAAGAAUAACUGGGAUUGGUAGAUAUGUUAAUGUUCUAUAGUCUAUGUAUGCACGCAUGACUGUUAGUCGCUUUGGAUAAAAGCGUCUGCUAAAUGGCAUAUUAUUAUGUCAAUGCAGAGACCAACUCUCCACUACUGGCUCUGGAGUUUGGUACUGUUGUUUGCUUGUCUCCCUGGCCUACAAAAAUGUAUGUGUUGAUUCUACUUCACACAGUACUUUGCCCUGAUGGGCUAGUAGGUAUGUGCCAAUUUCAAUAAUGAAGUUUUAUAAAAUCUUGUUUCAGGCCCCCAACACUCCCAAGAAUGUAAGUUGUCCUUUUGUGAGAAACUGACUGUUUCUGGCAGAACUGGCAGAACAGCUUGCUCAACUGAGCAUCAUUUAGGCAAGUAUGUGGGCACAAAGAAUGAGAAUAUUAUAUUCUUGCUGAGUUGGAUUGGGCCAAAUGUACCCGUUGACCCAACUGAUCUAGCACAAAGAGCUGUUCAGUUAGUUCUCAGCCUCACUCCGUUCGUCUCCUCUGCCAAUGUUUUGAAGUUUUACACAACAGCCUAGUCCUAACCUUGAAAUGGCCCUAGACCUGUGGUAUCUUGGGCCCUCAGUUGGCUAGGUUUGGCUAGUUAGAUGGAUGCAUUGAAUUUCAUUUUUAGCUGUUUAUGCAACAUUUAUGUACUAGUAACUGCCUUGUGAGGUUUUUUGGUUUACCUUUCCUCUUUUUUACGUGGAACCUGAACAUAAGGAAUAUGUGGCGUUUUCUUUUGCAUGUGAACUGAAUUUUUAUUUUGCUCUUGACUACUUUCCUAUGGCACAUGUAAAAAUAGAAAAUGUUAGGCCUACUCAUGGUAAACCUAAGAUAGUCAUACAAUAUUGCACCAGGCCGUAAUGACUGUUAUAAUUACAUACAUGGCUUUAUUUCUCACUAUAUGGCCAGUAGGGAUUUGCAAUUUCAUUAUUAUCCUCAGUAUGCCCCAUGUUGUUUGUCUGUGAGGCCUGGGGUGUGUUCAGUUUGCUUUAACGUUUGCAUGACGGUUUGUACUGAACGACACGUUUCCCCCAGAACGGUGUGCACAGUUCAACAGCCUUUGAGGUACGUUUGCUCCCAUUUGGUGGGUGUGGCCUGAUCUAAAGUGGGUGUGACCAUCUGAAAUUGUAAAAAACUCAUGAUGCACACCAUAUGAUAACAUCCAGCUGGGCCACCAUAAUGUGUUUUUCAACUGGUCAUUCAGUACAGUAGUUUCCAUUGAAUUCAACAUUGCACACCGUUCUUUCAUACUGGACCCAACCAUGUCAUCAUGAGAUUUUGUGAUGGCUGGAUGGUGCCAUCUAGUGGUGAUGGGCCAUCUAACCAGGUGAUUGCAGUUAUGGGUAAAAUGUUCCUGAUGACUUCAGUUUACUGGUAAGUAUAAUGGUCUUAACAGGAUAUAAAGCAAAUCCAAUGAUGAAAUAUGCAUCUUUCGUGAUGACUGAUGUUCACUGAAAAAUGGUCAGAUCCAAAUCAUUACAUGCAAUGGUCCAAUCAGGGGCAAUUCAACUACACAUAUCACUGAUUUCUUCUUCAAUGGGGAAUUACAGAACAAAGUGUGAGAAGACUGAAGAUUGUCAAACAAUUGUGCCAAUUAAUAAAACACCAGUAUUUCA